Loxodonta africana (African savanna elephant) is the source of this 1539-nucleotide messenger RNA. It is a transcript of the gene TMEM59L, whose product is annotated as transmembrane protein 59 like. NCBI's taxonomy places the organism in Eukaryota, Metazoa, Chordata, Mammalia, Proboscidea, Elephantidae. The record is from RefSeq and is a predicted model, not a curated record. The coding region runs from base 16 to 1053 and encodes 345 amino acids. The transcript has 8 exons.
CCCGCGCCCGCAGCCAUGGCGACCGCCGUGCUGCUGCCGCUGCUGCCGCUGCUACUGCUGCUGCCGCCCACCGCCACCGCGCCGCCCGCCCACGACCCCUUUGCCCCUCAGCUCGGGGACACUCAGAGCUGCCAGCUGCGGUGCCGCGACCGCGACCUCGGCCCGCGGCCCUCGCAGGCGGGGCCCCCUGGCCCCUCUGAGUCGCCCUAUGACAGAGCAGUCCUGGUCAGCGCCUGCGAGCGGGGCUGCCGCCUCUUUUCUAUCUGCCGCUUUGUGGCCCGGAGCUCCAAGCCUAACGCCACCCAGGCCGAGUGUGAAGCAGCCUGUGUGGAGGCUUAUGUGAAGGAACCAGAGCAGCAGGCCUGCAGCGAGGGGUGCUGGAGCCAGACCCUGGAGCUGGAGCUGGACCCCGAAUCAGAGCUGGAGCAGAAGAGAAAGGUCCUGGAAACUCCAAGUGGAGCCCUCUCACUCUUGGAGCUGUUCUCCACCCUCUGCAAUGAUUUUGUCAACUCAGCCCAGGGCUUUGUGUCCUCCACAUGGACAUACUACCUGCAGACGGACAACGGGAAGGUGGUGGUGUUCCAGACGCAGCCUGUGGUGGAGAGUCCCGGGCCCGAGGGGUUGCAUUUGCAGCGAGUGGAGGUGACCUGGCGAGGAUCCCACCCUGAGGCCCUGGAGGUGCAUGUGGACCCUGUGGGCCCCUUGGACAAGGUGAGGAAAACCAAGAUUCGAGUUAAGACCAGCAGCAAGGCCAAGGUGGAGACUGAAGAGCUCCAGGACAAUGACUUCCUCAGCUGCAUGUCCCGGCGUUCGGGGCUGCCUCGAUGGAUCCUGGCCUGCUGCCUUUUCCUCUCUGUGCUGGUGAUGCUGUGGUUGAGCUGCUCUACCCUGGUCACCGCGCCUGGCCAGCACCUCAAGUUUCAGCCCCUGACCCUGGAGCAGCACAAGGGUUUCAUGGUGGAGUCAGACUGGCCCCUGUACCCGCCCCCAUCACAACCUUGGGAGGACAGCCCUCCACCUUACCAGCUGAAGCUGGAUCUCACCCAGCUUUAGGCCCUGUCCCUGAGACUGGCUGACCGUAGGGGCUCCCUGGGGUAGGAUCGGGGCGGGGGGCUCCUUGGGCAAGGCUUGUUUGGAACCAGAAUCCGAGGUAGGAGGUGGGGCCCUCCUUGGUCUCUUCCACCCCAAAUCCUUCUCUCCCAGUCCUGCCUUUCCCUCCAGGCCCUGAGGGAUGGGACACCCCUGGUUUGAGGAGCAGGAUUCAACCUUGGCUCCUCAUGCCCUCCCUUUGCCCUCCUCCCCCCUGCUACUUUUCGUCUUCUAUCCCCUGAGUAUUUGAACCCAGUCCUGUGUCACCUCCUUCCUUCUCUCUCCCCUCUCAGGGGGGCUGAGGCUUCAGGAAGUUGCCUCCAGCUGGGGGCUUCCUCCUGUUUUCCUGCCUGGCCUCUUAGGACCCCAGCCCACAUCAGAGGGGGCGGCUGGGGCUGCUGCAUGGGAUCAGGGGAGGAAUAAACAGUGUAUAUAAAUGCUGUCUGGAAA